GAUGCUGGUGGCCGUGGGUCCCUACGGGCAGUCCCAGCCCAGCUGCUUCGAUCAUGUGAAGAUGGGCUUCGUCAUGGGUUGCGCCGUGGGUAUGGCAGCCAGGGCGCUGUUCAGCAGCUUCUCCUGUUUCAGGAUCGGAAUGCAGGGUCGGGAGCUGAUGGGCGGCAUUGGGAAAACCAUGAUGCAAAGUGGCGGCACAUUUGGCACUUUCAUGGCCAUCGGGAUGGACAUACGUUGCUAAUUAGGAUGCGGAUGCCCUGCUACACCUAAACUUCCCCAUCCAUUUCAACUCUUGUACAAUAAUUAAAGUUUUUUUCUUCUCGUUAAA
Molecule: messenger RNA, 328 nt
Organism: Apodemus sylvaticus (European woodmouse)
Lineage: Eukaryota; Metazoa; Chordata; Mammalia; Rodentia; Muridae
Product: reactive oxygen species modulator 1-like
Exons: 1
Coding region: 2-241 (79 amino acids)
Biological process (GO): protein import into mitochondrial matrix; protein insertion into mitochondrial inner membrane
Cellular component (GO): TIM23 mitochondrial import inner membrane translocase complex
Source: RefSeq, a predicted model, not a curated record